CGCGAUGAAAGCCUAAGUAUUCGGAAUGCCAGCACUUAGCUUCCUCUUGUUGAUUGCCUUCCCAUUCUCAGUAUUAGCACAGUUUCUCGAUGGAGAUUGUGCAGUUCAAACAAAUGCGAAUAAUUCUUCCAGUCCCUGGAUUACUUUUCUGCAUACGACUGAUCUGAUGUUUGUGUGCCUCGGAACUCUGAUCUCUCAAAAACUGAUAAUGACUGCAGCGCAUUGCGUGUUAAGUAACGCUCAACUAAUAGCUCGCUUUGGGGAGUUUAUAGAAACCUCAGGAGAAAACACAUUUACUGUAGAGUACAAGGUAAGGGAAACCUGCAGUCACCCUUAUUUUGACAUAGAUACAUAUGACAAUGACAUAGCCCUUCUUGAACUAGCUACAAAUGUAGUUUACACAGGUGAGUUUGAUUCCAAUUAUUUUAAAAAAACCAUGAUAACAAUUUUCUCUAUAAUAGACUACAUCAGACCCAUUUGCAUAGUUUGGAAUCGUUCAUGGAAACGCUACAUCGAUAACAUUCAAGAUCUGAAAGGCUAUGUGUGGGGCAAGCCGCUCAAUGGAAAAGAUAGUGGUCGAAGGCUCGUGGAAAUCCGGCGUCAACCAGCAGAAGUAUGCCAUAACUAUAUUAAUUCCACUAUGGGUAACAUAAUGAGCAACCAGUUUUGUGCCGGAGACUCAGAAAGUGAUCUAUGUAAUGCUGAAUCCAGUAGUCCUUUGGUAGCAAUAAUUUCAUAUAGAAACUUAAGGAGAUAUGUUCAAAUUGGCAUUGCCACCACGAAUCAAAAGUGCAAAAUGCCUAGUAUUUAUACAGAUGUGAUGAGUCACAUCGAUUUUAUCCUCCGGAUUUGGCGUUUUUAUGGCAACGGUCAAAGUGCCAUGAUCCCAAGUUCAACAACAUAAUCACUUUCGAGUAGGGAUUAGAAAAUUAGAGUUCAAACCAAUAAAACACACGAAUUCCUAUGUUUGAAA
This is a messenger RNA of Drosophila eugracilis, 973 nucleotides long. Its product is annotated as CLIP domain-containing serine protease B15-like. Gene Ontology annotation, biological process: proteolysis. The transcript is spliced from 3 exons. Lineage: Eukaryota; Metazoa; Arthropoda; Insecta; Diptera; Drosophilidae. The record is from RefSeq and is a predicted model, not a curated record. Gene Ontology annotation, molecular function: serine-type endopeptidase activity. Bases 26 to 904 code for a protein of 292 amino acids.